Messenger RNA from Molossus molossus (Pallas's mastiff bat), 1814 nucleotides. RefSeq names its product corneodesmosin (gene CDSN). NCBI's taxonomy places the organism in Eukaryota, Metazoa, Chordata, Mammalia, Chiroptera, Molossidae. Gene Ontology annotation, molecular function: protein homodimerization activity. The record is from RefSeq and is a predicted model, not a curated record. The transcript has 2 exons. The coding region runs from base 2 to 1783 and encodes 593 amino acids. Gene Ontology annotation, biological process: skin morphogenesis; cell-cell adhesion.
GAUGGGCUCCUCGCGGGGAGCCUGGAUGGGGGGUGUGGCAUGGCGAGGGGCAAUGGUCCUGCUGCUGAUUGGUCUCCUCCUGCCAGGGACCUUGGCUAAGAGCAUUGGGACCUUCUCAGACCCCUGUAAAGACCCUACACGUAUCACCUCUCCCAAUGACCCCUGUCUCAUUGGGAAGGGAGGCUCCAGUGGCUCCGCUUCCAGCUCCGGUGGCUCCAACGGUGGCUCCAGUGGCUCCAGCAGCUCCAGUGGUGGCUCCAGUGUCCCCAGCGGCUCCAGUGGCUCCAGCAGCUCCAGUGGCUCCAGUGGUGGCUCCAGUGUCCCCAGUGGCUCCAGCGGCUCCAGUGGUGGCUCCAGUGUCCCCAGCGGCUCCAGCGGCUCCAGUGGUGGCUCCAGUGGCUCCAGCAGCUCCAGCGGCUCCAGUGGUGGCUCCAGUGUCCCCAGUGGCUCCAGCGGCUCCAGUGGUGGCUCCAGUGUCCCCAGCGGCUCCAGCGGCUCCAGCGGUUCCAGUGGUGGCUCCAGUGUCCCAAGUGGCUCCAGUGUCCCCAGUGGCUCCAGUGGCUCCAGCAGCUCUGGUGGCUCCAGUGUGGCCCAGGGUGGUUCUUCGGGAUCUCUGCUGUUUAAGCCAGGGGCGGGGUACUCCCAGAGCAGCUCCUUCUCUGGGUCUGGCUCUAGUCUGCACAGUGUCUCCAGCUCCUCCCAGUUGGGGUCUGGCCCAGCUCGGCCAAACAGUGGUGGUUCUACCCACUUCAUGAUAAGCUCUUCCCAGUCGGGAGGAAGCUCGAGCUCCUCCGUCUCCCAAAGUUCCUGGGCAUCCAGCAGUGGUGGCCAAAGAGUCAACUCUAACUCGCACCCCUGCAGUGCAGAUGUCCCCGACUCUCCUUGCAGCGGGGGGCCCAUUGUCUCCCACUCAGGCCCCUACAUCUCCAGCUCCCACUCCGUGUCUGGGGGUCAAAGGCCAGUGGUGGUGGUAGUGGAGCAGCACGGCUCUGGUGGCCCUGGAGUGGUGCAAGGUGCCCCCUGCAGCAACGGUGGCCUUCCAGGCAAGCCCUGCCCCCCCAUCACCUCCAUAGAAAAGCCCUACGGUGGCUAUGAGGUGGUGGGUGGUUCCUCGAACAGUUAUCUGGCCCCGGGCAUGACCUACAGCGAGGGCAAAAUCUACCCUGUUGGAUACUUCACCAAAGAUAAUCCUGUCAGAGGCUCCCCAGCGGUGCCCUCCUUUGCAGCUGGGCCUCCCAUUUCUGAGGGCAAAUACUUCUCCGGCAAUCCCAUUGUGCCCAGCCACAGUGCCUCCAGUGCCAUCGUGUUCCAGCCAGUGGGCUCUGGUGGGGUCCAGCUCUGUGUGACCGGCUCCUCACGCACAAGGGGGCCCUGCUCCCCCUCCGGCUCUGGAGUCCACAGCAGCUCCAGUGUUGCCGGUGCUUCUGGGUCACCUUCCCAUCCCUGCAGCAGUGUUUCCCAGGGGCCCUGCUCCCCACCAGGCACGGGCUCGCUUAGCCACAGCUCCAGCUCCCAGUCCGGCGGCAAAAUCAUCCUUCAGCCCUGCGGCAGCAUGUCCAGCCCUGCUGGCCACCCUUGCCAUUCUGUCUCCUCUUCGACACUGAGCGGAGGUCCCAGUGGCUCUCCCCAAGCCAACCCCUCAGCUGGUGCCCAGCCCUGCGGCGGCUCUGAGAUGCCCUGCCGCUCCAUCCGGGACAUCUUGGCCCAAGUGAAGCCCCUGGGGCCCCAGCUAGCUGACCCCGAAGUCUUCCUGCCCCAAGGACAGUUACGUGACAGUCCAUAAGUCACUUCUGUUACAUGCAUGUGCAACACAC